This is a messenger RNA of Vigna umbellata (rice bean), 1109 nucleotides long. It is a transcript of the gene GOS12, whose product is annotated as golgi snare 12. The record is from RefSeq and is a predicted model, not a curated record. Gene Ontology annotation, biological process: vesicle fusion; inter-Golgi cisterna vesicle-mediated transport; endoplasmic reticulum to Golgi vesicle-mediated transport. Lineage: Eukaryota; Viridiplantae; Streptophyta; Magnoliopsida; Fabales; Fabaceae. Gene Ontology annotation, cellular component: Golgi medial cisterna; cis-Golgi network; Golgi membrane. Gene Ontology annotation, molecular function: SNAP receptor activity.
UGCAGUUGUUCUUGCGGUGCACUACCUGCAGACGAUCCUACCUACUUCGCUCUCUUCUUGGUUCUUCUCUUCUCCACUUGUCUCUGUUCUUCUUCUCUUACGCUUGCGAACUUCAAUAACUGAAUCUCUAAACCGUAAUAACCGAAAUCCGCUCCCCAAGAAAGAUCCGAAUGAGGGAUCCGAAUCUGGAGUUGCAGGAAUCGGGUUGGGAGGAACUGCGUAAGGAAGCGCGCAAGAUCGAGGGCGAUCUCGACGUCAAACUCUCUUCCUACGCCAAACUCGGCGGUCGCUUCACGCAAACAGGUCAUGUGGACGGUGGUUCACCACCUCUUGGGUCCAGUAGGUCUUGGAAGUCCAUGGAAAUGGAAAUCCAGUCUUUGCUGGAGAAACUGUUGGACAUAAAUGAUUCAAUGAGUAGAUGUGCUGCAUCUGCCGGACCGGCUACUUCUGUAACUCAAAAGUUGGCUAGGCACAGAGACAUUCUUCAUGAGUUUACCCAGGAAUUUAGGCGUAUCAAAGGGAACAUAAACUCAAUGAGGGAACAUGCAGAGCUUUUGAGUUCUGUCAGGGAUGAUAUUACCGACUUUAAGACAUCGGGCAGUAUGUCACCAAGGAUGCAGUUGCUACGGGAGAGGGCUGCCAUCCAUGGAAAUAUAUCUCAUAUGGAUGAUGUGAUUAGUCAAGCUCAAGCAACAAGAGCUGUGUUGGGUUCUCAAAGAGCCUUGUUUUCUGAUGUUCAAGGAAAAGUGAAAGGUCUUGGUGACAAGUUCCCCAUGAUUCGAAGCCUUCUUGGUUCGAUAAGAAGGCGGCGUUCAAGGGAUACUCUUAUUCUGUCAGCAGUAAUUGCUGCUUGUACGUUGUUUCUCAUCAUUUAUUGGCUUUCAAAGUGACCAAAAUAUUUUGUAACGCAUUAUGAAUUAUGGUAAUGCUAUCCAUUGAAUUUUUCCGCUUGUCUGUUUUUUUUAUUUUCUGUUUUUCAGAGGAGGGGGAGAGUAGGAUUUUUUUUCAACCCACUGUCUAGGAGCCUCAUAUUUGUAUGUCAGUUGUUGACAUUAAAAAAAAUAUUUGAUUUUUUAUAUAAAUCAGUAUCAAAUAGUAAAUUCCACAUU